Messenger RNA from Penicillium vulpinum, 1608 nucleotides. RefSeq lists its product as uncharacterized. Gene Ontology annotation, biological process: mRNA cis splicing, via spliceosome. Gene Ontology annotation, molecular function: nucleic acid binding. NCBI's taxonomy places the organism in Eukaryota, Fungi, Ascomycota, Eurotiomycetes, Eurotiales, Aspergillaceae. Gene Ontology annotation, cellular component: precatalytic spliceosome. The coding region runs from base 1 to 1608 and encodes 535 amino acids. The transcript is spliced from 4 exons. The record is from RefSeq and is a predicted model, not a curated record.
AUGGCUUCUGACCAAACCCCAUCUAGAGGGGGCAUGUCCCUGUAUGCCAACCUACUUAAUUCUACUGAUACAUCGACCACCAUCUCUCGCGCUCCUGUGGUCUUUAAGCAGGCGGAGACCGAACAACAAGCGGACGACGCGGCUGCCAAAAAGCAACAGCUGAAUCCUGCUUCUCUUCGGUUCCAACCUCCCAAACGACCCCAGCUCUCAGCCCAGAAGCCUAAACCCAAACAUACUUUACCCAAGGCAAUAGCACAACCACAGCCCUCAGCUAACCAAGCUUCGGUACCGACGAAGAGUACUUUAGCUGAUUGGACCACUAUUGAAGAUGACGAUUAUGAGUACGCUCGAGAGAAGCGACAACGUGGCGGAAGAAAGAAGCGCAAGAAGAACCAUGAAACAGAUGUUGUCCAGAAUUACGAUGACUUCUAUGAGUCUUUUCGACCUACUAGCCAUGCACAGUACCGCUAUGCUGAUGAAAAGAUCAAUGAAGUCCGCGAGUGGAAAGAUCGCAUAUAUGCGCAUGUCAGAAAACGUUCACCGAGCAGAUUUUCAGAUAGCGAGGAUUACGACCGGCCAAAAAUGCGUAUGUUGAGAUGUUUUGCGAUUAGUGAUGAUUUCCAGACUAAGCAGAUAUCAGGACAAUUUGCACCUCCAAGCAACUUUGCACCGCCACCAAAUCUUAAUGAUAUGCCACCAGCUUCGGUUCCUAAUGACAUAUCUGGUGAUGAUGCAUUUGCUCGCCGUGCAGCAUUAGGGGAACGCUUCGACACUGAGUUCACCACCGCUCAGGCCCAAUUCCCGACCUCACCCCCACGCCAUACUGAGAUUCCUACUUCAACCCCCAAUAUCCCACCCUCGGGACAAGUGAUUCCACCUCCACCACCAUCACGCCCUCUUGACGCCUUCCAACCUAGCUCCGCGACUAUCUCCCGUGCACCAGUCCGAUACCAUCUCCCACCGGCCCCAGAAGACAUCCCGGCCUCCGAAGCUGAACUUGAAGCCGUAUUGGCCCAAGAGCAACCGUCCGAGGAGGAAGAACCAGAUGAAUCUGCGCCACGAUCCCUUCGUCCUGGACAAAAAGGCUUCGCAGAACGACUGCUUUCCAAGUAUGGCUGGACCAAGGGGUCUGGCCUCGGCGCUACUGGCUCUGGUAUGGUGAAGCCGCUGCAAGUCAAGAUUGAGAAGCGAAAGAAGCGACCAGACUCAGAGGGUGGUGGCUUUGUCACACCUGCUGGCCGAGGGAAGAUCAUUGGAAGCAACAAGAAAGGUGAAUACGAAACCAGCAAGUUCGGUCCCAUGAGCGAAGUGGUCAUACUGCAGGGCAUGCUGGAUGGAAUGGACUUGGAUGCUGAAAUGGAUGGAAGUAAUGAUGGUGGUUUGAUGCAGGAGAUUGGAGAGGAAUGUAAUGAAAAGUAUGGAAACGUGGAGCGAGUCUUCAUCGCUCGCGACGUCGCAGCCCCAGUCCCGGUCUUUGUCAAAUUCACCAAUCCCUUGUCAGGUCUACGGGCUGUGAACGCGCUCGAAGGCCGGAUUUUCAAUGGUAACAAAAUCGUUGCACGAUUUUUUGAUGCCGAGAAAUUCGAGCAGGGGAUUUACACGGACUAA